AUGGCUGAUUCUCUCACCGAAGAGCAGGUCUCCGAGUUUAAGGAGGCCUUCUCUCUCUUUGACAAGGACGGCGAUGGCCAGAUCACCACCAAGGAGCUGGGCACCGUGAUGCGCUCUCUGGGCCAGAACCCUUCCGAGUCGGAGCUGCAGGACAUGAUCAACGAGGUCGAUGCCGACAACAACGGCUCCAUCGACUUCCCUGAAUUUCUCACCAUGAUGGCACGGAAAAUGAAGGACACCGAUUCCGAGGAGGAGAUCCGGGAGGCAUUCAAGGUCUUUGACCGUGACAACAACGGCUUCAUCUCCGCUGCCGAGCUGCGCCAUGUCAUGACUUCCAUCGGCGAGAAGCUGACCGACGACGAGGUCGAUGAGAUGAUUCGCGAGGCCGACCAGGACGGCGACGGCCGAAUCGACUACAACGAGUUUGUCCAGCUCAUGAUGCAGAAAUAA
Trichoderma citrinoviride is the source of this 450-nucleotide messenger RNA. Its product is annotated as regulatory protein calmodulin. NCBI's taxonomy places the organism in Eukaryota, Fungi, Ascomycota, Sordariomycetes, Hypocreales, Hypocreaceae. The record is from RefSeq and is a predicted model, not a curated record. The coding region runs from base 1 to 450 and encodes 149 amino acids. Gene Ontology annotation, molecular function: enzyme regulator activity; calcium ion binding. Gene Ontology annotation, biological process: spindle pole body organization. The transcript is spliced from 7 exons. Gene Ontology annotation, cellular component: central plaque of spindle pole body.